Messenger RNA from Myotis daubentonii (Daubenton's bat), 4838 nucleotides. It is a transcript of the gene NYAP1, whose product is annotated as neuronal tyrosine phosphorylated phosphoinositide-3-kinase adaptor 1. NCBI's taxonomy places the organism in Eukaryota, Metazoa, Chordata, Mammalia, Chiroptera, Vespertilionidae. Gene Ontology annotation, biological process: neuron projection morphogenesis; phosphatidylinositol 3-kinase/protein kinase B signal transduction. The record is from RefSeq and is a predicted model, not a curated record.
GACUCGCCCCUGCCGGUCGCGGGGUGCGCAGGCGGGGAGCCCCUGGCGCACAAGGGACUCGUGCGGUGCAAGCCUCGGGCUGCCGCUGGGGGGCACCGCUGCGCGCUGCGCCUGGCUUCGCUCCGCGGGGACCUUGGCCACCGAACGGAGCACGGCCCGGCCGGGCACCGGGCGAGAGGCGGCGAGGAGCGGACGCCCCAAAGCGGGGGCUGGCUGGCGCCGGGUUCCCAGCGCCCCACGACCUUUCUCCGAGUCCUCCCGAGGACUCUGUGGCCCCCGUACCUCCCACCCCAGCCAGGCGGCCGCUCCCCUCCGUCCUUGGAGAGUGUGGAAGGGUGGGUUUGGGGCCGGGGGCGGGUCUGGGGGCGGACCCGGAGGCGGGGCUGUCUCUGCGGCAGGACCCAGCUCGGCUUCCCCCAGUCUCUCUCUUGUCUCUCCUCCUCCCUCCUCCUGCUCCGGGCGGAGCCCGGCAUGGGGGGGCCGGCGUCCGGCAGGCCAGUGGAUCCGGGACCCAGGGAGGGCCGUCCUCCGGGCCUGGUGGCUCUAAGCAGGGCCCCCCAGCCCCCACCUCCUACUUCACGACAUGAACCUUCUCUACCGAAAAACCAAGCUGGAGUGGAGGCAGCACAAGGAGGAGGAGGCCAGGAGGAGCUCCAGUAAGGAGGUGGCUCCUGCAGGCUCGGUAGGGCCCGGGGCUGGCCCGGGGCCCGGGGUCCGUGUGCGGGACAUCGCCUCUCUGCGCCGCUCCCUCAGGAUGGGCUUCAUGACUAUGCCCGCCUCCCAGGAGCACACCCCCCACCCCUGCCGCAGCGCCAUGGCCCCUCGAUCCCUCUCCUGCCACUCGGUGGGCAGCAUGGACAGUGUGGGGGGUGGUCCUGGGGGAGGAGGUGGGGGUCUCACUGAGGACAUCAGCACACGAAGACCCCCGGCCAAGCCCCGGAGACACCCCAGCACCAAGCUCAGCAUGGCAGGGCCCGGGGCAGAGACGCCCCCUAGCAAGAAGGCAGGCUCACAGAAGCCAGCCCCAGAGGGCCGAGAGUCUAGCCGGAAGGUUCCUCCGCAGAAGCCCAGGCGAAGCCCCAACACCCAGCUCUCUGUCUCCUUCGAUGAGUCCUGCCCCCCAGCUCCCUCUCCCCGAGGGGGAAACUUGCCCCUUCAGCGCCUCAGUAGAGGGUCCUGCAUCGCUGGGGACCCUGAGGUGGGUUCCCAAGAAGAAGAGCCAGUGUACAUUGAGAUGGUGGGGGAUGUCUUCAGGGGAGGAGGGAGAUGUGGAGGGGGCCUGACUGGGCCCCCUCUUGGGGGUGGGGGUCCGACCCCUCCAGCUGGCGCCGACUCAGACUCGGAAGAGAGCGAGGCCAUAUACGAGGAGAUGAAAUAUCCGCUGCUCGAGGAGGCAGGGGAAGGCCGGGCCAAUGGGCCCCCUUCGCUGACCGUCGCCUCCUCGCAACACCAGCCUCAUGCCCUCCAGCCCCACACCCACCAUCGUCCAGCCUCAGCCCUCCCAAGCCGGAGGGACGGGACACCCACCAAGACCACUCCUUGUGAAAUCCCCCCGCCCUUCCCUAACCUCCUUCAGCAUCGCCCUCCACUUCUGGCCUUCCCCCAAGCCAAGUCUGCUUCCCGAACCCCUGGCGAUGGGGUCUCAAGGCUACCAGUCCUCUGCCACUCCAAGGAGCCAGUGGGCUCUACCCCAGCUCCCCAAGUGCCUGCCCGAGAGCGGGAGACGCCUCCCCUACCACCGCCGCCUCCUGCUGCCAACUUGCUGCUGCUGGGACCCUCGGGCCGGGCCCGGAGCCACUCAACACCGCUGCCACCCCAGGGCUCUGGCCAGCCCCGGGGGGAGCGGGAGCUCCCCAACUCCCACAGCAUGAUCUGCCCCAAGGCGGCAGGGGCGCCGGCAGCCCCUCCUGCCCCAGCCACCUUGCUCCCUGGCCCCCCCAAGGACAAGGCCGUGUCUUACACCAUGGUGUACUCAGCAGUCAAGGUGACCACCCACUCCGUCCUGCCAGCUGGGCCUCCCUUGGGUGCUGGGGAGCCCAAGACAGAGAAGGAGAUCUCAGUCCUCCAUGGGAUGCUGUGCACCAGCUCGAGGCCCCCCUUACCUGGGAAGUCCAGCCCCCACAGCGGAGCCAUGGGCACAGCAGCUGGGGUUCUCCAUCACCGAGGCUGCCUGGCCUCCCCACACAGCCUUCCGGACCCAACUGCAAGCCCCCUAACCCCCCUCUGGACCUACCCAGCCUCAGCAGCUGGGCUUAAGAGACCCCCUGCCUAUGAAAGCCUCAAGGCUGGGGGGGUGCUGAAUAAGGGCUGUGGAAUGGGGGGCCCAUCCCCCCUGGUCAAGAUCCAGCUGCAAGAGCAAGGGACUGAUGGGGGUGCCUUUGCCAGUAUUUCCUGUGCCCACGUCAUCGCCAGUGCAGGGACACCAGAAGAAGAGGAGAUGGGCGCAGCGGCAUUUGGGGCAGGCUGGGCUCUGCAGCGGAAGGUCCUGUAUGGAGGAAGGAAGGCAAAAGAACUGGACACAGAGGCUGAGGAGAGUGCCCGGGCCUGGAAUGGCAGCACCGAGGGUCCAGCCAAGGUGGAGCGCGAGGACAGGGGUCCUGUGGCAUCAGGGAUCCCAGUGAGGAGCCAGGGGGCAGAGGGCCUGCUGGCCAGGAUCCACCACGGAGGAGACCGAGGAGGGAGUCGCUCGGCGCUGCCCACACCCUGCCAGACCUUUCCGGCCUGCCACCGAAACGGAGACUUCACCGGAGGCUACCGCCUGGGGCGCUCUGCCUCCACCUCUGGAGUCCGGCAGGCCGUGUUCCACACUCCCAGACCCUGCAGUCAGCCCCGGGAUGUCCCCAGCCAGACCCACCCUGCACUGCCGCUGCCUCUGCCCCUGCCGCCCCAGCCGGCCCGCGAGCGCGACGGCAAGCUGCUGGAGGUGAUCGAGCGCAAACGCUGCGUGUGCAAGGAGAUCAAGGCGCGCCACCGGCCCGACCGGGGCCUCUGCAAGCAGGAGAGCAUGCCCAUCCUCCCCAGCUGGAGGCGGGGGCCCGAGCCCCGAAAGUCCGGCACCCCGCCCUGCCGCCGGCAGCACACGGUCCUCUGGGACACUGCCAUCUGAGGAGGGCGGGAGGCCGGGGCAGCAGGACUGGGGAGCAGGGCAGGGCUCUCCGAGAGACUUGCCUUGAAUGAGGGACCCUUGAAGGACCAGGUGAGAGAGAGCCACCCCGGCCCUUCAUCCUAACCCCUGGAGGCGGGGAGUCUGCCAGGCCCACUGGGCUUGGGGCAUUAGCAGUACCCACAGACAUUUGGGGGAGGAGGAGGGUUUGCUUGAAGUUGGGAGUGAGGCUCUCACUGCUCUUCCCACUCAGCGUGGUAGACCCCUCCCGAGAGGGCAAAGGCCAAGCCAGAGGUCAGCAUGGGGGUGGAGGGAAGGGUUAGGGAGGAAGGGGACGGGCCAACUGAAGGAGGGACUAGAGAGUGAGAGGUGAAGGAGCUCUUAUAGAGUCGGGAAUUGGGGAGGGCAUAUUUAUUUUAUUUAUUUUAGUCUAGAGGGCAAUUCUGCCACCACCACCACCCCCCCCGCCCCCCAGGCAGGGAGUGGGGAGUCAGAGCAAUUAAAGGAAAGCACGUUUGCACUCUCCCCAACGCCUAAAAGCCCCACUAUCCAGGCCUGCCCCAAAGCUAGGGAUUGGUCUGGAGGGCAGCAGACUCAUUUACAGUAUUUACAAGUCGCCAGAAUUUGGUAGGGAGCUGGCCUGUUCUGAAACAGGCAUCUUCUUUAGCUCUGGAGUGAGGAUCUGGCACCAGGGAUGGGUGGGAUGAUGGGGAAGGAGGGAAAUUUUUGUGGGUGGGGGGAGGGCAGGGUAUUUAUUUAAAUUUUAAAAAAUCAGAAGAGAUGUCAGGAAUUUUUUUUUUAAUUCCUUUCUUGCAGAAUAAUAUAUUAAAAGACUAAUGAUCCUAAAACUGGCUUCUUAAAUUUCAGUGUGCUCUGCCUUUCUUACAUUUGUUUCCUUUUCCCUCUGACCCUUGGUUUGUGGGAAUUGAGGGUUGUGCAGGGAGGGUUGAGUGGCUGUAGUAAUGGGGACAGGUGGAGUGUGAGGUAAGUUUUCAGUGACUCGACAUAUUUAUGGAGCAUCUGAUGUGUGCUUGACAAUGUGCCGAUGCAGAAGGAAUAUUCAAACUAAAACCUGCCCUCGAGCAGUUGUGAUCUACCCAGGGAGAUAAACUACCUGAGCUGACACUAGCCAGGGCUCCAGGAGUAAGAGAGGGAGAGGGCUGGGAUCAGCUGAGAAUGCUUCUUGGAAAUGGAGCCUAUAAGGACAGGUAAGGUUUGGAUGAGCAGGGGGAGGAAAGUCCCAAAGUCACAGUGAUUGUCUGUAGAACAGUAGAAGAUGGGGGUACGGGCCAGGAAGUGUGUUUAAAUUAUACAGACGAAGCCCUGGCCGGUGAGGAGCCGGAGGGGCUCAGUUGUCUGAAGGGCCAUCCCAUACACCAAAAGGUUUUAGGUUCGAUUCCUGGUCAGGGCAUGUGCCUAGGUUGCAGGUCCCAUUUCCUGUUUGGAGGAGUAUGGGAGGCAACUGAUGGAUAUUUCUCUCCCACAACAAUGUUUCUCUCUCCCUCUCUCUGUAGAAUCAAUUAAAAAAUAACAACAACAAACAUAUCCUCAGGUGAGGAUUAAUAAAUAGACAAACAAUACAGAGGGCAAUAGGGAGUCAGCCAUGAUGAAGCUGGUUGAGAAAGAUGGGCUUCAAAGGAACAUGCUGGUCUUGGGGAAGGAACCGUGACAAAUCCCGGGAGGUGACGUAUCACGGGGAGGAGGAUGAAAACAAUGUCUGGGAGAAUGGAGAACA